Staurois parvus is the source of this 489-nucleotide messenger RNA. Lineage: Eukaryota; Metazoa; Chordata; Amphibia; Anura; Ranidae. The record is from the annotation of a GenBank genome assembly.
AAUUAUGAUAAGCUAGAGCACAACCAUAACUACAUCCAAUGGCUCUUUCCACUUCGAGAAUGUGGUCUUAAUCAACAUGCCACUCCUCUACACAAAAAGGAGAUUGAGGAAAUGAAGACAGAUAGAGUUAUGAGGAAUCUCCUUGAGGCGUACAAGCUCAUGCUGGGAUUCUAUGGCCUGCAUCUAAAAAACGAGGAUACCGGAGAAGUCUGCAGAGCUGAGAAUUGGAAAGAAAGAUAUGCAAAUUUGAACAAUCACACUUAUAAUAAUCUGUGGAUCACCCGAAUUUUGAAGUGUUUGGGGGAACUGGGGUUUGAGCACUUCCAAGCUCCUCUGGUCCAGUUUUUCUUGAAGGAAACCCUGUGUUCACGGCCAAUUAGAGAACGUAAAAAGGAGCGUAUUCGAUUAUUUCAUGUUCUCCGUGAAGGACAAAAGAAAACGUCGAGAUUUGGUGCGCUUUGCCUGGAAACACUACGACCAGCCCAGCAG